CUUACUUGUAAAUACAGUGUACAUAUAAAUAUGAGCACACAAAAUCGAAAUAGCGGCGGGGGUCGCAACCAAAAAAAAUCAAAUUCUGGCAGUGGAGGUGGUGGAGGUGGGGAUUCUGCCCUACAGACAUCAACUAAAAAAACAGAUGUCUCAAAGACAGAAAAAGAAAAAUCGCAUCCAAAGCCAACUGCUGAACAGUUACGUAUAGCCCAGAUCACCAAUAGUAACACAUCAGAAGAUCCGCAAAUGCGCGAAAAAGUCGCUACACUUAUUGAGAUGACUCAACGUUCUGAAGAGGAAGUAUGUUGCGCAUUAUAUGAAUGUGAUAACGAUUUAGAACGUGCUGUUGUAUAUCUCUUCGAGACACUUCCAGUGGGAGCAUUUGAGACAUCUUCGAAGAAGAAAAAGAACAAAGCUGCAAAUGCCGGUCAAGAAAGUGCUGGCGGUGAUGGAGAAUGGACUGACACCAAUGCAAACACUGACAGACGUGAGAAAUCACGUAAUCGGAGUAGUAACCGUGGCGGACGCGGCGGCACCGAUAGUCGGGGCUGGCGCGGCAGAGAAGCUCGUGAGAAUGAACGUAAUUUACGUGAUUCACGUGGCGGUGAUGAUCGCAAUGACAACUAUCGUCGUAGAGAAGGUGGUGGAGGUGGCGGUGGUGGUCGGAGUGGUGGUAGCCGUGGAGCUGGUUAUGCUGGUCGUGGAGGUCGGGGUGGCGGUCGAUUUGGCGCUGGUGGCCGUGGCACUGGUAGUCGCGGUGAACGUGGAUAUAAUUCUCGAUCUGGCACCAAUGAAGAUCACCAUGAGGUAGAGUUAUGGGACAAUACUAUUGCUCAGAACGCUGAGAAGCAACAGCAACAAAUGCAAGAUGAUGCUUGGGGUGACUGGGAUAAUGAAGAAUAUGUGGGCUCGCUUAAAGACAGUAAAGUAUUUACCACAAGCAAUCUGCCAAAUCAGACGGCAGCAAGUGUGGUAAGUGGUGGCGUUAGUAGUAUGAGUGGCGUGGUAAGUGGUGGUACAAGUGAGAUAUCGGCACCUCCCGGAUUGGAACAUCACUUGGGCAGUUCAAGUUUGGUUGGCACUCCAACUUCGCCGCAGCAGCAAGGAUCUCAUAUGAAUACACUUGUUAGCAACUCAGUGGGUAUUGCAAGAUCAAGUCCGUCUGGUGGUAAUAAUAGCAUAAAUGACGAAAGCUCAACUGUAAGUUCAGUUGUGCAGUCGGCUUCGACGUCCACAACUCCCAUGAUGCAAUAUAGUGCAGCAGUGACCAACACACAGCUAGCUCAAUCACAGUCACUGACUUCUCAGCAGCAGCAGCAACCGCCGGUGCUAGCUGGUUCAAGUAAUUUGACGGCAACGGGUCUUAGUAACACUCCGUAUGGCAGUGCAGCGGAUACGUUUUCGAAUGCUGCUACAGCGGCUGCAAAUUUGGUUCAGCAAGUGCAGCAGCAACAGCAACAACAGCCACAAGGGCAAAUCAAAACUUCGGCAACACUUUCCGUGGAGCAAUCUCAGUAUUUCAAUUCUUUGACAUCGCAGAAUGCUGCAGCCACAGCUGUGCAACAACCAUUACAACAGCAACAGCAGUUACCAUCGUCGUAUGCACAAAAUGCGGCCGCCGUGCAGUACCCGACAUCGUACGCAAACGUAUUUGGCUCAGCUGCUGUAACUACCCCAGCGGCAACGAGUGGCCUGGGCGUGUCUGGCGCUGAUCAAACACAACUCUCAGGUGGCGUACAACAGCCACAGGUGCGAAGAGCACGUGCCAAAUUACCACCGCCUUCGAAGAUACCAUCGACCGCUGUGGAAAUGCCAGGAGAUACGUUGAAUAAUAUUGGCUACCUGGAUGUUCAAUUUGGAGGCCUUGACUUCGGCACAGAAGAUUCUUUCGACACUUUGCCUGAAAAGUUUGGUGCCGCUGUGACGAUUGAAAGUCAACAGCAGCAACAGCAGACACAAUCGCAACAGCAAUUGGUGCAAUCGCAACAGGAUGUGUCAACAGAUUAUCAAAACAAAAGCAAUGUGCAACAACAACAAAGUUCAUUGUCGGCAGGGUUACAGAGUACACAACUUGGUGAGGCAUUAUCAACUGGCUACUCGCAACGAGGCUCAGCAGCUGUGCAACAGCAACAACAGCAGGUUGUCAGCGGUGGAAAUGGAGUUGGUGUAGGUGGUGGUGCCUCCUCUGUUGGCGGCACCACAAAUCACACAUUAGAUUUGAGUAAAAGCGACCCAUACGGUCAGCCACAGAGUGUUACGAACUCAACCGGUGGCUAUCCAACGAGCGCUUACCAAACUGGUGUAUCUGUAGCUAACAAGACUGCAAAUGCUUAUCAGCCAUCUGCUGCCGGGCAAGUGUACAAUAGCAGUAGCUAUGCAAAUGUACAGUCUUCUGUUGCAAAUACGUACCAACCUCAAUCAUAUGGUUCGUAUCAGCAAACUUCGAUGAAUUCCUAUCAGCAACAAGCGGCAGUGAGUGCGCAAACGGGAUCGAAUUCAGUAGCGGGGGGCGGAGUAAACGUUGGUAGCAGUGGAAAUGCAGCACAAAACAUUCCCGCAGUUGGGGGCAGCGGCGGCAACAGCAAUGCAAACAAUACAAAUACCGGAUAUUUGUCUACCGGCUACCCAACGCAGCAAAGCGCGUACCAGUCCAGCCAAAGUGUGUACGGUGGAACUGGUCUGUCAAAUAGCUCAGGGUUCGCCGGUAGUACAAACACUUCGUCCUCUCAAUACACUAACUUUAGUACAAGUGCGAAAUUGAAGGAUGCGGCAACAGCGUCUAGUGGUUCGCAUUACGAGAGUGUAUCAUCUAGUAAUGUGGCAAGCAAUAGUGGAUCAACUGGGAACUCGACAGUGUCUGCUAAUUCGUCGGGCAAUGCGACUUCAUCGGUUAAUUCCAACUCGAAUGUGAAUAGCAACAGCUCGGGCGUGGCGGCAAGUAAUAAUGUAAGCAGUGUUAGCAACAGUAAUGUGAAUACGAAUAGUAGCAGCACUGUUAGCGGCGGGGGAAGUGGUGCUAGCGGUGGUGGUAGUGGCGGUUCUGGUGGCAGUGGAGUUGGUAGUAGUAGCAGCAGCAACCCUGCAUCUGUGGUUGCCGCAGCAGCUGCGGCCGCGUCAGUAUCAUCGUCUUCAAAUAAGACAAGCGCUAGCGGAAUGGUGCCCAACAUCCAAAUGGUUAGUCAAUAUAUUCAGACUGGAUUGCCAUUCUAUCAGCAACCAGUUUAUUCUUACGAGGAUAUACAAAUGAUGCAACAGAGAGUGCCACACGUGCAAGGUUAUUACGAUCUCAACUACACUCCGACUAGUUUGGGCACCGGCCGAGAUAAUUUGGGUUCCGUAGCAUAUUCUACCAUGACUGAUGCACGUUUCACAAGAACGGACAAUAAUUCUAGCCCAGUUAGCAAUGUAUCAAGUACAAUGUCACAGCAAGCAGGCUCGGGCGGUCCCAUGCUGAAUGUUCCUUACUACUUCUAUAGUGGAAACGUUAUGCCUGGCAGUUUUCAGUAUGGCACACCAGCAAUCUAUCCGCAGCAAAUUCCUGCUGCUAAUACAGCGUCUGGUGGCCAAUUUCCAAAGCCUUCUUAUAGCACUGGUUACGGUUCGACAAGUUAUGACGCAUUGUCACAAGCUUCGCAGGAUUAUACAAAGGGCGCUUAUCCGUCAAGCGUAAAUCAGCAAACGAAAUCACAAAAUGUGGCGAACCCGCCACAAACCGGAUCAAGCUCGGACAUAACAUCGUCCAUGUAUAGUAAGGGACAUGUUGCGCUGAAUAAAGUCAAUUCAUAUGAGAAACAAAAUUUCCAUUCGGGCACUCCGCCACCAUUCAAUAUGCCCAAUACGCAGACAGCUGGUGGAACUUCAGCUCAGCCGUACGGCAUGUAUUUGCCAAUGCCGACUGCUGGUCAUCACAAUAUGAUUCAUCAGCCAAUCCAUCAGAUGGACGGCAGGAUUCAUAAUUCAUCCCGCCGGGAUUCGAAUAGCACGGGCCAACGGCAGCAAACAAGUAGCCAAUCGAAAUCGGCUGCUAAGCAAGGCUACUCGCCUUCUUAUUGGACCGGGCAAAAUUGAACGUAAAGAGGAAACCCUAAACUCACGCAUUAACGUAUUCAUAUAUGUUUACGAUUGUAGUAUAUGAAACUCGAUUCCGAUUAAUUAACAUCAUCCAAUCAGCGCUAAAAAUCGGUUCCCGAUGCAUGCUACCGCGUGUCCACAACCACAUACAUUACACAUUAAUUUUUCAUAUUGUCUGUCUGACUAUCCUAUUAUUUUUUACACAUAUGUAUGUAUUUAUACUUAUGUACAAGUAUAUUAGUAUAAAUAGAAGAUAAACGCAUAAUAUCGAGGAUUCAAAUUUUGUAUGUUCCACUCCUACGUUGUAGCGAAGUUCCGUCUUUAAGAUCAAUCCACUUAUUCAAAUUGUACUUUACUAAGAUACAAAAACAAAAAGGUAUGCCCUAAAACCAUUACCCCACAAACCCACAUUCAUACUCGUACAUCUGUAAUUCACUCUCAUACACACGAAUAAAUUAUAAAACUGAAAGAAAUAAAGAAAAAAUAACACUUAGGUGUAGAAUGCUAUUACGAAGCAAAGAGAGUGUUUAAUAAGUAAUACACAGCAGUGGAGAAGAGGCCACACACACACACGGCACAGUUGAAAGGAAAUAACAAAAAGUAAAUAAAAAUUUAAAUAUUGUAAUCGGUUUAAACUAUAUGUAUAAUUAUAUAAUAACCUUAAUAUUUAAAUUAAAUACAAAAUACGAUUAAAUCCAAAAUAAACACAACAAACGCAUAGUUCAUACGCAUGCGCGGUGAAGUCGAAAUUUAAAA
Messenger RNA from Bactrocera tryoni, 4827 nucleotides. RefSeq names its product protein lingerer (gene lig). The transcript has 17 exons. The coding region runs from base 31 to 4068 and encodes 1345 amino acids. The record is from RefSeq and is a predicted model, not a curated record. Gene Ontology annotation, molecular function: protein binding. NCBI's taxonomy places the organism in Eukaryota, Metazoa, Arthropoda, Insecta, Diptera, Tephritidae. Gene Ontology annotation, cellular component: nucleus; cytoplasm.